GAGAACAUUCCAGAAUCUCAAAUCCAAUUUCCUAAUCAAGUAGUGAUGCUGGCAGAACAUUCCAUCCAGAAUCUCUCUCGGCAUCCCAGAAGUCUCUAGUCGCGCAUUUCAUUUCCUGUAAGCCCUUCUCCCUUCCUUCCCCAAUUCCACAUCGAUUCCUUUCUUCUCCUAAACCCUAACUCACAUGGCCGACGAAGCCAAAGCCAAGGGCAACGCAGCCUUCUCCUCCGGCGACUACGCCGCCGCCAUCCGCCACUUCUCCGACGCCAUCGCCUUGGCCCCCACCAACCACGUCCUCUACUCCAACCGAUUCGCCGCACACGCCUUCCUCCAAAACUACGCCGACGCCUUAGCCGACGCCAAGAAGACGUUUAGAGAAAUGAGCAAUAAAUAUUGACAACGUGGCGUUACGAGAAAGCAGAUAACACUUGAACACGUGUGCUCAUACUUACCACUACUCCAUGCUUCCACUUUCAGAAUGAAUAACUGAAGCUCCAAUUCGUUUCUCCUUCGUCGUUCCUUGGUUCAACUAGUCGUGUCUUGUUGCUCGUUACGAUAAUGGCAAUCAAUUCAUUGUCACCACUUUCAAUUAAUUCGCUUCUCGUAUCUUCAACCUCAACUUGCAAGAUUUCAAAGCCAUUUGCUGUUGUGUGCCGAAUGAACUCAAACAGAGAUCAGCGUGAAGAAUCCAGGAAAUGGGGAAAAGUGAUUUCGGCGACGUUGGCUGCGGCGGUUAUUGCCUUCAGCUCUGACAUGUCUGCCCUUGCUGAUCUCAACAAAUUCGAGGCUGAAAUGAGGGGUGAAUUUGGAAUUGGAUCUGCUGCACAAUAUGGUUCUGCAGACCUUAGGAAAGCGGUGCAUGUGAAUGAAAAUUUCAGAAGAGCCAAUUUCACAGCUGCUGAUAUGAGAGAAUCUGAUUUUAGCGGUUCAACUUUCAAUGGUGCAUACCUUGAGAAAGCUGUUGCAUACAAGGCAAACUUUUCAGGUGCUGAUUUAAGUGAUACAUUGAUGGAUCGCAUGGUUCUGAAUGAAGCCAAUCUCACUAAUGCCAUUCUCCUUAGAACAGUCCUCACACGGAGCGAUCUUGGGGGUGCCAUCAUCGAAGGUGCUGACUUUAGUGAUGCUGUGUUGGACCUUCCCCAAAAGCAGGCUUUAUGCAAGUAUGCUAGUGGCACGAAUCCAGUGACAGGAGUAAGCACAAGAGUAAGCUUAGGAUGUGGGAACAAACGACGAAAUGCUUAUGGCUCCCCAUCGUCUCCCCUUUUAAGUGCUCCACCUCAGAAACUGCUUGACCGAGACGGUUUCUGUGAUGAAGCAACAGGACUUUGUGAUGCAAAGUAGUUGCUUGGAGUAAUCUUGCUACAAGAUCAUAUCCGUGUAAAUAUACCAGAGACUACAAUUGAGGCCUUUGUUUGCCUUUAGGACUUCUGAGGAGUAUAUCCACAUUCAACAAAUGAUGCCAUUUCUUGAACCUAUUUUGUGCAGCCAUCUUCCUCCUAUGUAAAAUUUACUGGAUAUAAAAUUAUGCUUCGGGUUUUGGUCAUAAUUUCUCAUCCAUCUGACAUAUAAUUGUUAUGAACUUAGUAACUCCAGUUUCUUGUUUAAAUUUACCUUACAUGCAAACUCUCAUAUUAUCUAUUUA
Messenger RNA from Cajanus cajan (pigeon pea), 1642 nucleotides. The record is from RefSeq and is a predicted model, not a curated record. Lineage: Eukaryota; Viridiplantae; Streptophyta; Magnoliopsida; Fabales; Fabaceae.